AUGGCUCCAAAAUAUUUAUUGUGUUAUCUUUUCUUCGGAUUAUUACAAAAUGUGAAGUGUGUGAAGAUUUCUGUUUUCCCAAUAACCCUGGAGAAUGAACUCGCCGCUCAAAAUGGUCUAGGAUGGCCGUCAGCUAUUAAUGUUGCACAAGGAAAUGAAGUUCUCAUGAAGUUGCUACUAUCUUUGGAGAAUCAAAACUCUUGUACUGUAACUGAUCCGCGAGGAUUUAAGUUUGAUAUAAGCUCACCGCCUAGUAGUAAGUAUCAAAGAUGGAAUGAUGGCUGUAGUGUUAGAGUACGAAACAUUACAUUUGACGAUGAAGGUCGCUGGCGCCUGACAGCAUCUGAAGGCAGGAAAUCAAUUACAGGAUGGAUCGAAGUUACUGUGCUAGAAAAAACAAACACGUACACAGCAGCGCCUAUAUCGCUCCAAGAUGGAGAAACGCAAACUAAAGUGGAUUUGUCAUCAUUAGACAAUGCAUAUUGUGUUGUAGCGAAGCCCUUUUCGGAAAGUUCACUAGUAUCUGGUAAAUGCAGUGUGACUUUAGAUCGAACGACGAGAGCUGUUCAGGGAAAUUGGGAAAUCUAUUUAGGUUUGCCCGGAACUGUGUCUGAAGUCCAAGCUAAAAGACAUGUAACUGUGCAAACUGAACACUUGGAUGUUGGAUAUGUUCGCGAUACGGCUCAUCGUUUACAUCUUUACUGCAAUAUUUUGCAUACGACAAAAAAUAUAACUUUUUGUCGUUUUCAAAGAACAUCUAAUCCUUAUGGAUACAAUGUGAUUGACGGACUUAGUGAUGGUAGUCAUAGUUACUACGGCAAAGGCUUUGCUCUGAAGCAAUGUGGAAUGACAAUAGAGAAGCCAACCUCCGAAGAUUACGGAACAUGGCGUUGUUCCGUGGGAGUGCAAAUGUUUGUAGGAACUCAGAUCCAGCAGCAGACCCCUAUGCAAGCCUUAAUAAGUGUCACGCCCACGUUAAUUAGAAAAGAAAAAAAUGAAGACAAGCCAAGAACGAUAUUUGUUCAAGAAGAUUCUUCAUUUACAAUAACAUGUAAUUCCGCUAUUUCUUUGUCUUAUUGUUGGUUCCAACACCCCAAUGGAACUCAAUUUACUCCUGUGAAACUUGUUAGCGAGGAACAGCUGUUUUGGUAUACCGGCGAAAGCCUCGUUGUUGGUCAUUGUGGUAUAACUUUCGCACAUGCCUCGAGUGAAGACGACGGUAGAUGGUUAUGUUCCAUGGGCCCACGGUCAAGUUUAGGUUUGGAAAUGACUGACACGGUUCAAGUAAGAGUCACAGGACCAUUAGCUGCCAAUCAGAAAAAGGUGCCGGUGAAGAUAGGAGGGAAUGCAACAUUGUAUUGCCAUACGGCGAAUGGUAGAAGACCAUUAAAAUACUGUCGAUUUUUGUCACCAAAAUUUGUCGGCAUGAGCAUCGAUUCGUCUAUUACACCUGAAAACGCAGUACUAAAUCGAUAUUACUUUACUCCUGAGAGAGAGCUUAAUUUUGGGGAUUGUUCGUUAAGUAUUUUGACAAUUGAAGAGGAUGAUGUCGGAGCUUGGACAUGUGCAGCCGUAGUUGACAACGAGGUUUUUGAGUCUAGAGAUACUAUACUGGUGUAUAUUAAUGAUCAACACCGCAAUUAUCAAUUCCAAGCUAGUGUUAUCGGAUUAUCUGUAGGUCUAUCAGGUCUUGUUAUAGUUAUAAUUGGUGUUAUCGCGUACAGACGAGCUUGGUUACAUCAUUUCUAUUGUACAAAGAAGUCAACAGUUCCAGAUGAAUAUGCCCUACAAAGACGCGCUGCCACUUCAGGUAGUAUUCAAAGUAGUAGCAGCAACGAAUAAACUAAAAAAGGUUUAAAUCAUCAUCGGAAAAUGUAAAUUAAAAAGGCCUUGACGUCAUCGAUUUUACGGUCAAUUAUUUCCUGUAAAAAACCU
This is a messenger RNA of Nymphalis io (European peacock), 1935 nucleotides long. RefSeq lists its product as uncharacterized. The transcript is spliced from 10 exons. NCBI's taxonomy places the organism in Eukaryota, Metazoa, Arthropoda, Insecta, Lepidoptera, Nymphalidae. The coding region runs from base 1 to 1842 and encodes 613 amino acids. The record is from RefSeq and is a predicted model, not a curated record.